Oncorhynchus kisutch (coho salmon) is the source of this 9338-nucleotide messenger RNA. Its product is annotated as syntaxin-binding protein 5-like. Gene Ontology annotation, biological process: Golgi to plasma membrane transport; exocytosis. Lineage: Eukaryota; Metazoa; Chordata; Actinopteri; Salmoniformes; Salmonidae. Gene Ontology annotation, cellular component: cytoplasm; plasma membrane; SNARE complex. The transcript has 26 exons. The record is from RefSeq and is a predicted model, not a curated record. The coding region runs from base 740 to 4180 and encodes 1146 amino acids. Gene Ontology annotation, molecular function: myosin II binding; syntaxin binding; GTPase activator activity.
UGCAGGGAAUCAAGGCUGGGAGGAGAGGGGCUGUCAACAACCGCGACAAAUCGUCUUGACGACUUCAUUUGACCUGAUUCCACUCUCGUUUACCUGUUCCUCUUCUUGGUUCGCACGAUGGUUGACUUUAUUUUCGAGUUGUGAUGCCAAGAGAGUGGAAGCGAGCUGCAUUGUCUCUCUGCAUAGAUCUUUCUCACUCUCCAUUCUGCCAAAACAGUGCGAUUUCUGUUUGAAGCAUUGUUUAGGUAGUAUAUUGGUAACUGUUUGAUCAUUUAGCUGGUUAUCUGUAUAGUUAGUCGCUCAUAAUUGUUGCAGUUAAUUGAUUUACAUUUUUUAGUUUGUCUUUUGCCGUCAUGCUUUAUUGUAAUGCGGUUUUAGCAGGCUAAAGAAACAUGAAGUUUCUUAGGUGAAAUCCUUACUGUGGCAUACUCUGGUGCGCAAUAGACCUCCAUUAGCAAUUGGCUAGUCUCUUUUACCAAUAAGCAUCCCCAUCAAACCAAGAUAAACAAUUUUGUGGACGGAAGCCUAAGUGCACGAUGAGGUCCCUCCAGGACUUUUUGAAUUGCACUUAAAAAGGAGAGCGAAGGAGAGAGAGGCUACAGGAAGCGACGCCUGCCAACCCUCAAAAACACCAAACAUUCUCGCCUCAUCUUAACCUUUGAAAAUAAUUACAACUCUUGAUUAGGUUGCUAGAAUAUUUUGAUAUAGACGUUCUUAUUUCUCAGUAAACUAAAGGAAGAUGAAGAAGUUUCGGAAGGUACUGGAUGGCCUGUCUUCCUCCUCUCAGGGGGCUGUCGCGUCCCCGUCAUGCAGCAAUGCAGCCGGUACCCCGCCCACUCCACAGGAUAUCCAUGUCCAGGAGACGCUACUCUCGGAAAACUUUCACAUAUGCAAGACGGUACGCCAUGGCUUCCCCUACCAGCCCACCUGCCUGGCAUUCGACCCCGUCCAGAAGAUCCUAGCCAUCGGCUCCAGAACAGGAGGCAUACGGAUACUGGGCCGGCCUGGUGUGGACUGCUACAGCCAGCAUGAGAGUGGAGCCGCUGUUCUCCAGCUACAGUUCCUCAUCAAUGAGGGAGCUCUGGUCACAGCAUGUGCAGAUGACACGCUGCACCUGUGGAACCUUCGCCAGAGACGCCCAGCCAUCCUGCACUCGCUCAAAUUCAACAGGGAGAGGAUCACGUUUUGCCACAUCCCCUUCCAGAGUAAAUGGCUGUACGUGGGCACAGAGCGUGGCAACACACACAUCGUCAACAUCGAAUCCUUCGUUCUGUCUGGAUACGUCAUCAUGUGGAACAAGGCCAUAGAGUUAGCAACUAAAGCCCAUCCAGGACCCGUAGUCCAUCUGAGUGACAGCCCGAAGGAUGAAUGCAAGUUGCUGAUAGGGUUUGAAAGUGGAACAGUAGUACAGUGGGACCUCCGGGCCAAGAAGGUUGACUUCAGAAUCUACUACGAUGAAGCUAUCCAUUCUGUGAGCUGGCACCAUGAAGGGAACCAGUUCAUGUGUAGCCACUCAGACGGCAGCUUGACUAUGUGGAACCUGAGGAACACAGCCAGACCUAUUCAGAUCACAUAUCCUCAUGGGAAGAUACUGAAGGAAGGGAGGAAGGAGUCGUGUAAGCCCAUCCUCAAGGUGGAAUACAAGACCUCCAGAAACAGCAACGAGCCCUAUGUCAUCUUUUCUGGGGGUCUGUCAUAUGACAAGGCUGGGGGACGGAGGCCCACCCUGACCAUCAUGCAUGGCAAGGCCAUUACAGUGCUGGAGAUGGACCACCCUAUCGUAGAGUUCCUGGUGCUCUGUGACACCCCAUACUCCAACAAGAUCCAGGAUCCGUAUGCGGUGGUGCUGCUUCUAGAAAAGGACUUUAUCAUGGUUGAUCUGACACAGAGCAAUUUCCCUAUCUUUGAGAACCCAUACUCCAUGGACAUCCACGAGUCUCCUGUCACCUGUACAGCCUACUUCGCCGAAUGCCCCUCGGAUAUCAUCCCAGUCCUCUACUCCGUAGGAGCCAAGCAGAAGAAGACCGGCUACAGCCACAAGGAGUGGCCAGUGAGUGGCGGUACGUGGACAUUAGGCUCACAGACCUACCCAGAGGUAAUCGUCACAGGACACGCAGAUGGAACCGUAAAGUUUUGGGAUGCAUCUGCUAUUACACUGCAGAUGCUGUACAAGCUGAAGACGUCUAAGGUGUUUGAGAACCCCAAUGCGGGUGAAGGCCGGGCGGUCGAGCAGGUAGAGGAGGACCCUUACGCCAUUCAGAUGGUCCGCUGGUGCCCGCAGAGCCGUCUCUUCUGUGUGGUGGGCAUCUCUGCCCACGUCAUCCUCUACCGCUUCAGCAAACACGACGCCAACGCAGAGAUAGUGUCUCUAGAAGUGCGUCUGCAGUUUGAUUCAGAGGACGUCAUCUCCCUGUCAGAGACAGACCCAUGUUUCUCGGACCCCAGUUCGCACUCCCCCCAGAUGCCCGGUAGCCCCAGCAACGGCUCACAAGACAGCCUCCACUACCGCAAGGUGAAGAGUCGUCCAGUGCGCAUGCCCCCGGGGUAUCAGGCUGAGUUGGUGAUGCAGCUACAGUGGGUGGAUAGAGAGCCCCCCCAGCAGAUCACCAGCCUGGAUAUCAACUCUGCCUAUGGCCUUCUAGCGUUUGGGAGCUGCAAUGGUCUAGUGGUGGUGGACUACAUUCAGAAGACCAUCCUGAUGUGUGUGAGCACGUUGGACCUGUAUGGAGCCGCUGACCCCUACCAACGUCUCACACGCUCCCCACGCAAAAACAGACAGUCCACCUCAGGCCUAACGGAACUGUCCGACAACCAGGUGUCCAUGGACAUGGAGAAAAGCAAGUCACCCACCUCAGAUCAUGUCAAUGGACAUUGCACUAGCCCCACCUCCCAGCCAUGCUCCUUGGGGAAGUCUCGCAUUCCAGGGGCUCCUGAGGGCCCGCGGCUCCCCCGGAGAGGGCCCGGCCGACCACCCUUCCGCAAGGCCCAGUCUGCCGCUUGCAUGGAGAUCUCUUUGCCAGUUUCCUCCCUCACGGAAGAAAGCAGAGAGAAUUCGUUCAGCUUCUCGCGGAGCUCCAGUGUGUCCAGUAUCGGCCGCGACACCAAGGAAGUGGUGACCACGCUGCAUUUCGGAGAGUCCUACGGUCGUAAAGGUGACUCCGUGCCCACCGCCUGCCUGUGGGUGGGCACCAGCCUGGGCGUGGUCCUCCUACUGCCCAUAUCCAUCCCCACAGAGAAGGAGAGGCUGGAGGAGCCUGUCACCAUGGGGCCCAGCGGUACCGUCCUGAUGCUGAAGGGCCCAGUGCUAAGCUUUUCCUUCCUGGACUGUGGGGGCACCCUUAUCCAGAGUCCCUAUGAGGUAUGGCGGGAACCCAACGUCCCGGAGGACCCCGACGAGCCCUGCAGGCGCAAGCUGGUCAACUUAUCCCCGCUGUCUUCCCAGGAGGCAUGUGGGGACGGUCACCUGGCCGUGGUGUGUUCUGAGAAACAGGCCAAGGUCAUCCUCAUGCCUACCCAGGCCGUCCUGUUCACACACAACGUCACAGAGUCUUCCUUCCUCCUGCGGGCCGACGUCGUCUCCGUCUGCAACAGCGUCUGCCUGGCCUGCUUCUGCGCCAACGGACACGUCAUGACCCUCAGUUUGCCCAGUCUUAGACUCCUGAUGGAUACUAACUACUUUCCCAUGACGGACAUGCGUAUCGCCCGUACCUUCGUCUUCACCAACGGCGGUCAGGCUCUGUACCUGAGCUCUCCUACAGAGAUACAACGCAUCGCAUACAGCCAAGAGAUGACGGACAACCUGCAGGACAUGCUGGGGGAGCUGUUCACUCCUAUUGAAACACCAGAGGCCCAGAACCAAGGAUUCCUCAAGGGUUUCUUCUGGGGCAACGCCCAGACCUUCGACAGAGAAGAGCUGUUUGGGGAGGCAGCAGCGGGAAAGGCCUCUCGGAGCCUGGCCCAGCACAUCCCUGGUCCAAUGGGAUUGGAGAACGUGAGGGCUGCAGCCGGCGGGGUGGUGGGGGACCUGGCCCGAGCCCGCAUCUCCUUGGAGCAGAGAGGAGAGAGACUGGGAGAGCUGGAGGAACGCACCACCCUCAUGAUGAAAAGUGCAGAGACGUUCUCAACACACGCCCACCAGGUAAUGCUGAAACACAAGGACAAGAAAUGGUAUCAACUUUAAAGUAGGACAGCGGGCCACGACGGCUGGUGCUUUGUUGGGACAUGGACCAUCACUCUACAGAUGAGAGAGAGAAAGAGAGAGAGACAGCGAGAGAGAGAAAGAGAGAGAGAGAGAAAUGACUUUGUGUUUAUGGGCCUCUCUGUAGGACGUCUGUACAUCAUUGUCACAAGACUUGGACAGAGGGCGGUCACUGAGAUGGACACAGACCAGGAAGUAAGUUGGUAAGACAGGGGAACCCAGGAAGUGGAUGAUGACAGUUCAUCAGUGUGUGUGUGGGUGGGUUACCCAGAGCUUGCUGUGUAGAUACUCUUAACAUUAUGAAACCAACAAGACUGAAAUAAACAAAAUGGAUGACUACUGAUAACAUACAACUGCCAUGUCAUAAGGCAGCAUGCUACUGUAAGAAAUACUAAAUAUAAAAUGUAUUGAAUAAUAUAAUAUAAACAAAAGAAAGUGUGAUUUCAAAAAUAUAUAUAUAUAAUAAUGAAAAUGUAUACCUGCAUUGCUAUAAAGCCAAAAGUUUUUUUGUGUUGCCUUCUUAUAUAUAUAUAUAUUAUUAUAUUAUUCUUUAUCUCUUUAGGGUUUCUGAUAGAGAGAUGUAUCACUACACACAUAGAGAGACGCAUCACGACACACAUAGAGAGACGUAUCACUACACACAUAGAGAGACGCAUCACGACACACAUAGAGAGACGUAUCACUACACACAUAGAGAGACGUAUCACUACACACAUAGAGAGACGUAUCACUACACACAUAGAGAGACGCAUCACGACACACAUAGAGAGACGUAUCACGACACACAUAGAGAGACGUAUCACUACACACAUAGAGAGACGUAUCACUACACACAUAGAGAGACGUAUCACGACACACAUAGAGAGACGUAUCACGACACACAUUGAGAGACGUAUCACUACACACAUAGAGAGACGUAUCACUACACACAUAGAGAGACGUAUCACUACACACAUUGAGAGAUGUAUCACUACACACAUAGAGAGACGUAUCACGACACACAUAGAGACGUAUCACUACACACAUAGAGAGACGUAUCACGACACACAUAGAGAGACGUAUCACUACACACAUAGAGAGACGUAUCACUACACACAUAGAGAGACGUAUCACUACACACAUUGAGAGAUGUAUCACUACACACAUAGAGAGACGUAUCACGACACACAUAGAGAGACGUAUCACUACACACAUAGAGAGACGUAUCACUACACACAUAGAGAGACGUAUCACUACACACAUAGAGAGACGUAUCACUACACACAUUGAGAGAUGUAUCACUACACACAUUGAGAGACGUAUCACGACACACAUAGAGAGACGUAUCACUACACACAUUGAGAGAUGUAUCACUACACACAUUGAGAGACGUAUCACUACACACAUUGAGAGACGUAUCACUACACACAUCGAGAGACGUAUCACUACACACAUUGAGAGACGUAUCACUACACACAUUGAGAGACGUAUCACUACACACAUUCUGAACCACUACAUUUCACCAACAUUCAUUUCAUUCUGUUUGGGUGUUGCUACUGACUUGACCUGUUAUCUAAAAAAAUAUAUAUACAUUUCAGCCACAUGAUGGGAAUAGAUGUGUAAUGUGUGAAUGGUAAUAAGUUGUGUUGGCUGAGGGGCCCGUGGUGACAGUGGUGUGUGUUGGCUGAGGGGCCGUGGUGAUAGUAGCCUGUAUUGGCUUAGGGGUCGUGGUGAUAGUGGUCUAUAUUGGCUGAGGGACCGUGGUGAUAGUGGUUUGUGUUGGCUGAGGGGCCGUGGUGAUAGUGGUGUGUGUUGGCUGAGGGACCGUGGUGAUAGUGGUCUAUAUUGGCUGAGGGACCGUGGUGAUAGUGGUGUGUGUUGGCUGAGGGGCCAUGGUGAUAGUGGUCUAUAUUGGCUGAGGGACCGUGGUGAUAGUGGUUUGUGUUGGCUGAGGGACCGAGGUGAUAGUGGUGUGUGUUGGCUGAGGGGCCCAUGGUGAUAGUAGCCUGUGUUGGCUGAGGGGUCUUGGUAAUAGUGGUCUAUAUUGGCAGAGGGACCGUGGUGAUAGUGGUCUAUAUUGGCUGAUGGACCGUGGUGAUAGUGGUGUGUGUUGGCUGAGGGGCCCAUGGUGAUAGUGGUGUGUGUUGGCUGAGGGGCCGUGGUGAUAGUGGUCUAUAUUGGCUGAGGGACCGUGGUGAUAGUGGUGUGUGUUGGCUGAGGGGCCGUGGUGAUAGUGGUGUGUGUUGGCUGAGGGACCGUGGUGAUAGUGGUGUGUGUUGGCUGAGGGGCCGUGGUGAUAGUGGUGUUUGUUGGCUGAGGGACCGUGGUGAUAGUGGUGUGUGUUGGCUGAGGGACCGUGGUGAUAGUGGUGUGUGUUGGCUGAGGGGCCGUGGUGAUAGUGGUGUUUGUUGGCUGAGGGGCCGUGGUGAUAGUGGUGUGUGUUGGCUGAGGGGCCGUGGUGAUAGUGGUGUUUGUUGGCUGAGGGACCGUGGUGAUAGUGGUGUGUGUUGGCUGAGGGACCGUGGUGAUAGUGGUGUGUGUUGGCUGAGGGACCGUGGUGAUAGUAGCCUGUUAUUAAGUGUGUUUAUAUUUAUAAAAAAUUAUUAUUCACGUGCCAUAUAAUCAAUACUGGCUAAGCCCUUUACUUUAAACUAGCAAAGAGUUAGUCUGUGUGGUAAUAAUGAUGUUUCCUGUAGAUGAGAUUGGGUGAGACCAGCUUUUCGGUCUGGUCAUUGAUAGGUCGUCUUUCGUUGUCCACUGAGUUUCCGGUUCUUUUGGCAGAAUUCUGAUAUUCUUCUAUUUUUUUCCCCUGUAUUGUUUUGUUGGUGUUUUGUGUGGUUCUUCACUGGAAAUCUUCUGCCUGACUUUGUCAUAUCGUGUAUGAGUUUGUUGAGUCAUUGAGUGACUCACACACGCCCAUGUAAAGACAAAAAAAAACGUACUCUUUCUUCUGCCUGAAAGCAACUCAACUUGAAUGAAGCCCACGGACGGAGGAGUGUAUCAUCAACAUGUUAUUGUGGAUGGCUGGGAGUGUCUCAGGACUGGUACUCUUUUUUUAAAUAAGAGUACGCCUAGCUAGAACACUUUGAGUUACAGUCUGGUCCAUUUAAACACUACCACCAAUCCAGAACAGAGGUAUCCUUCGUUCGGUGCGUUUGUCUGCUGGAUCCAGUCUAGUAGUAGCCUACCGUCGUCAGCCUUGCUGCGUCAGUCGUCAUUGGCACCUAUAGUAUACAGGCCUUCUAUGUCACAUAUAAGGAAUUCAGACUGGUGUGAAUUUGAAGCAAAUAUAUUGAAAUGCUUUUGUUCUACUUGUAUUUUGUCUUGAUGACCUUAAAUGUAUCCCAUCUUACCCUGUAGUGGAUGGUGGUAGCCUCUUCUCUCCUAAAGGUUGUUUGUUCUAUGAUAUUGUGUUACUGUUGUUGUUGUUGUUGUUAUUGUUGUUGUUGUACAAGUCAAUAAAUGUACACGUAACACUGACAAAUCCUCACUGGUCCAAAAAUGACAUGACAACAACAUUGGUUUUUUGUUGUUGUUGUUUUUUUCAGUUUCUAAGUGUUAUGUUUGUAUUUUCAAAUAAUACACAAGUCAAAAUGAUUGUUAUGACCACAACAAUCCCUCACCAUCCCUCACCAUCCCUCACCAUCCCUCACCGAUGCUCAAAUGUCCAACAAUGUCCACCUAUGUCCACCUAUGUCCAACAAUGUCCAACAAUGUCCAACAAUGUCCAACAAUGUCCACCUAUGUCCACCUAAGUCCACCUAAGUCCACCUAUGUCCACCUAUGUCCACCUAUGUCACCUAUGUCCACCUAUGUACACAUACGUCCACAUAUGUACACCUAUGUCCACCUAUGUCCAACAAUGUUCACCAAUGUCCAACAAUGUCCAACAAUGUCCACCUAUGUCCAACAAUGUCCAACAAUGUCCACCUAUGUCCAACAAUGUCCACCUAUGUCCACCUAAGUCCAACUAAGUCCACCUAUGUCCACCUAUGUACACAUAUGUCCACCUAUGUCCACCUAUGUCCACCUAUGUCCAACAAUGUCCAACAAUGUCCACCAAUGUCCAACAAUGUCCACCUAAGUCCACCUAUGUCCACCUAUGUCCACCCUGCCCUGAACCACAGAAGGAUUGUUACCAUGACCAUACAGUCACCAUUUUCCCACACAAAAUAUGUUACACAACAACAAUAUAGCCCACACACACACACACGCACGCGCGCACACACACACACACAAAAACGUGCACUAUCUCUAUUAGUUUGACUCUGCUUCUUCUCAGGCUAGUGAGACAUUCCUGUUGGAAAGACAACCUACUGUGCUGAGAGCCAGUCAGUCCCACAGCGUUGGAUACUAAAGUGCUGCUACUACAGCACAUGGUGGCCUUUACAGGCUAAUGAGAAGGACAUUGUUCAUAACUGAGUGUGGCUGUCAUAGAAAUAUAGUCUAUAGAUUAUGUCUCAGUAUUUACUUCACUGUCCAUUAGGUUUGUGUUUGAGUUAGUAACAGUGCAGUUAACUUCAAUGGCUGAGAAAAAAACAAACAUAUUCUACUGAUUGACAAACAGGGUGUUUUUGUAUGUUUUUUUGGAGGGGGGGUAUUUUCUAUCAACUGUACAACAACAACCCUAGUACAUUGUUACCUACCUGUUUAAUGAAUCAUGGUUCUGUCCAAUGUCACUGGAACCCUUUGGUCCAAACAAACGGUUUGGUUUCCAAGACAACCGUUCUUGGUCCAAACAAACUGUUUGGUUUCCAAGACAACCGUUCUUGGUCCAAACAAACGGUUUGGUUUCCAAGACAACCGUUCUUGGUCCAAACAAACGUUUGGUUUCCAAGACAACCGUUCUUGGUCCAAACAAACGGUUUGGUUUCCAAGACAACCGUUCUUGGUCCAAACAAACGGUUUGGUUUCCAAGACAACAGUUCUUGGUCCAAACAAACGGUUUGGUGUCCAAGACAACCGCUUGGUUCUUUUCUCAACAAUGGCAGUAUAAGUGUGUCUUGUUUAAAUGGAUUCUGCCACCUGUUGAUCUGGUUGAUAUUAUAGUAGGGUAUUAGAGAGGACUGAAGAAAAGAAAAGAAAAAUACUGAAAAUGUUUUUGUUUUUGUUGUUGAUGCAACAAUGGAACAUGGGAAAUAAACAUUGAUUGAUGUACACA